Chondrus crispus (carragheen) is the source of this 504-nucleotide messenger RNA. RefSeq lists its product as hypothetical. Bases 1 to 504 code for a protein of 167 amino acids. The transcript has a single exon. NCBI's taxonomy places the organism in Eukaryota, Rhodophyta, Florideophyceae, Gigartinales, Gigartinaceae. The record is from RefSeq and is a predicted model, not a curated record.
AUGCGCCCUUCCAACGAAUACAUACCCUAUCUUGACGAUGUCAAACACAAAACAACCCUACCAAAACUUGACACCUACGACUUCUCCGACGCCCCACGCUACAACCCUCUCUUCCACUGCCUGCACACAUCAUAUCUUGCCGCGCUACCCUCUGGUGGUUUUGCGCUCUCCUUCCUUGUCUGGCGCCAAAUGCUGAUGCACAGCAUGCACAAAGUCAUGCUUAGCCUGUCCUCUAACCUCCAUACCUGCCUUUUCCACGUACUCUCUCAACUGCGGCAUACUCCACCUCUGCAAGCUUCUGCAAAUUGCCUGCCGGACUUCUGCAUUCACGAGCUGUUUCUUCUUGGGAUCUGUGGACCAGCCCUUUUUGAGCCUCUUCAGGACCGGGUCCUGCACGUCGCCCGAGGUGGCGGCCGCCAGCGCAGUGCGCAGACACGCGGUCUUGCGGUCGCGGUCCAGCGAGCUCCAGCGGCGGCGUUUAGACGUCGGACCGGAGGAAUCUAA